Messenger RNA from Microplitis mediator, 4580 nucleotides. RefSeq lists its product as uncharacterized. Bases 247 to 2499 code for a protein of 750 amino acids. The record is from RefSeq and is a predicted model, not a curated record. NCBI's taxonomy places the organism in Eukaryota, Metazoa, Arthropoda, Insecta, Hymenoptera, Braconidae. The transcript has a single exon.
GCACAUUAUUCUUCGAAGUGGGGAUCGUGCUGUGUAGAAAUACUCGUACAUUAUCAGUAUUGGUAUAGUUUUGUUGAUGUAUUCGUGUCAUUCAGCUGGUAGGGAUAGUUAUUUUGUUGAAAAAAUUAGUUACGGCAUCUAACCAAGACCUAAAAGGAACUCUGUGGCAGUGCAAUGUUACGCGUUAAGGUAGCGCUAGUUGGUAAUAAAUUAGUGAUAUAUAUUUUUUGAUUAAUAAAGUACAUAAUGGCGCACGGUACUAAAGUGUUAAGUGAUAAAAUAAAUGUUAAGUGUGUUAAAAAAAGACCAAAAAGUUUAAAAACGACACAGCAUAAAAAAACGGCUGGGACGGGAAGCAGACGAAUAUUUCCAACUCCGUUUAAAAUUCAAGUAUUGGACUCAUAUCGUCAUGAUAAAGACUGUAUGGGAAACCAACGCGCUACUGCUAGAAAGUACGGGAUUCAUCGUCGGCAAAUACAAAAAUGGUUGCAGGGCGAAAGAGAUUUACGCAAUACUUGUGCUAAAAGUGCUUUGACUAAACUUUCAGCUUCAGGUCGAGGUCCAGGUCCAGUUCCAGGCGCUAAAUCAGGAUCAGUAUCAGGACCGAGAAUAGGACUAGGACUAGGACCAGGGUUAGGACCAGUUAAUUGUGGCAACGGGGGUUCUAUUAAUGGGAAUGGCGCCCCAGCAGCAGGUACUGUGGGAAUAAUGAACGGCCCGGCCUUGAACCUCAGCGUCAGACUGCAUGGCGACGUUCCUCCCACCACGCAAAGUUAUUCUCCAUUGAUUAUAACUUACGAUAAACACGAGGACCAUAAUCUUAACCAUAACUAUUAUGGUUACGGUAGUUAUCGGCAUGAUCCGAUUUACGGGGUAACUUAUUGCAGAAAAAAUGAUCCUGUAAGUCCCGAUUCGACGAGAAUGGAUAUUGGAUUUGAUAAUAAAAUAGUAACUGGACCUAUUAAUGGACCGGAACCUAAUUUCAAUCUAAUUGGAUCUAAAUCUGACAGCAACAAUUCUGGACCUAUUAAUGGAUCGGAAUUCAAUUUUAAUCUAAUUGGAUCUAAAUCUGACAACAACAAUUCUGGACCUAUUAAUGGAUCGGAAUUCAAUUUUAAUCUAAUUGGAUCUAAAUCUGACAGCAAUAAUUCUGGACCUAUUAAUGGAUCGGAAUUUAAUUUUAAUCUGAUUGGACCUAAAUCUGACAGCAACAAUUCUGGACCUAUUAAUGGAUCGGAAUUUACUUUUAAUCUAAUUGGAUCUAAAUCUGACAGCAACAAUUCUGGACCUAUUAAUGGAUCGGAAUUUAAUUUUAAUCUAAUUGGACCUAAAUCUGACAGCAAUAAAGUAGAAGCCGAUAUAAAUUUUAAUGUAGUAGGAUCUACAUCUAAUGAAAUCGGAAGUAAAUCUAAUUACAAUGUUAUAAAAAUUAAUUCUAUUGCUAAUGGAAGUUCAUUGGAUUCUAAUAAAACACCAUGCGAACCUAAUUAUAAUGGAAAACUUGUUGAUUCUAACAUUAAUGAAAUUAGAUCUGAAUCUAAUUACAAUGGAAUUGAAUUGAAAACCAGUAGUAAUGGAAUUGCAACAAAAUUAGAUGAGUCCAAUGAAUCUAAACCUAAUUAUGCCAUGGAAUCUGAAUCGAAUGAAGUAAAAUCUAAAUCGGAUAUCAAUGAAUCGAUACCUAAAUCAAUUAGAACUGAAUCUGAUAGAAAUGAAUCAGAAUCAAACUUAAAUGGAACUAAAUUUGAAUCGAAUAAUAACAAUAGCGGAUGCCUGGAAGAUUCAACAAGUGAAUCAAGAUCAUCAUUAACGAGUUCUGGAUCCGAUACUGACGAUCCAUUAAAUUAUUCUCUCGAAACUCCAACCCGCGAUGUCGGAAGACGUCGAUCAUUUCCUCUAAUGUUCAAACUAGAAGUCCUCGAUGGAUAUUAUCACGACCCAGAUGUUUGUGGCAACCAGAGGGCGACUGCACGCAAGUACAAAAUAAAUCGACGGCAGGUACAGAAGUGGCUUGGCCAGGAAACGGAACUUAGAGACGAGAUUAAAUUACGACGAGGAGAAUUGCGGCAAAGAUUGGGCGCCAGCGAGAUAACAAACUCGCCCGUGGAUCUCAGGACCGGAGAAAUGGAAUACGAGUACCCGGAUAGAUACGGACUCGCCUGCUGCUAUUACACAACAUGCCCGUCAAUUUGCUGCAGGCAAGGCGAGCAAGAGAGCCCUCUUUGUCUGGUGAAGCCCAAGGGGACCAACCUGCCCAAGCCUAAAAAGGAUUAUAUUUCCUUUAGGCCUUAUCUGGACAAUCCCGUUGUCAAGCCCGACGACGAGGAGAAUGACAAUGAUGAAUACAACGGGACCUGCAGACUCUACGAUCCAUCCAGCAGGAAAAUUCAUCAAAAUAUCUCCCUGGGAUUGAGCUUUCAGGAUCCAGGAUGGGGAUAUUUUUAUGAUAUUCCCGCGAAGCCCGGUGCUGUUGUUCACUACACCGCUAAUUUCGUUUGAUUUUGUGGUAAUUCGCGGUUCUAAAACAUAAGAUAUUCAGAUAAUGCGGAGAUUUAAUUUUUAUAUUUGGAAAUCAGCUCAAUUUUCAUUUUAAACAGGGCACGGAAAAUUUAAAAGCUUUUUUUUUGUGGGAAAUUCAAAAUCUUUCAUUUUUCUGGUUAAAUAAAACGAUCCGCUCAAUGAUGAAUGUAUAUCUAUAUAGUAUUGAAAUUGAAAUUUUCUAGGAAAAUCUGGUCGUAAAUUUUCCGGAAAAUUUUUAUAAUUCGCGGGAAAUCUCGAUUUAUAAAUUUUACGGAAAAAUCGGACUUUUAUUCUUAGAAAUUUAAACCAAAAUUUUGAAACUUAUUUUUCGGGAAAUUUCGGGAAAAUUUCACGGAAAAUUUUUAUAUUUUGCGGGAAAUUCUGAUUUCCAAAUUUUCCGGAAAAAUUAAACUUUCAUUCUUAAAAAAUUUAAACAAUAAUUUUGAAACGUUUGUAUUUCAAGGAAAAUUUUUAAUUUUCCUACAAAAAUUAACUAAUGAAUUUCCCGGAAAAUUUUAACACAGUUUAAAAUUAAGAGGAAAAUUAUUUGAUCCCGCGGGUUCGAGUUUUUCAUGUGUUCAAAAAAGUUUUCAUUGUAAAUUCCAUGGAAAAUUUAAACGCAAAUUUUAUAUUUCGCGGGAAAUUUCGAUUUCUAAAUUUUUCUCCCCGACGGAAGCGGAAAGCGUCAACUUUCGUCCCGCUGUGCGGAACGAAAUUGAUGCCUUCCGCCUCCGUCAAGAAGAAAAAUGAGUAAAAUACUAUUCCGGAAAAAUUUAACUUUUAUUCAUAAAAAAUUCCAACAAUAAUUUUUAAACGUUUGUAUUUUAAGGAAAAUCAAAAAUUUUUAAUUUUCCUACAAAAAUUAAAUGAUGAAUUUCGGGAAAAUUUAAACACAGUUUAAAAUUAAGAGGAAAAUUAUUUGAUCUCGCGGGUUCAAAUUUUUCAAAUAUUCCGGAAAAUUUUCAUUGUAAAUUUCACGGAAAAUUUUUAUAUUUUGCGGGAAAUUUUGAUUUCUAAAUUUUCCGGAAAAAUUGAACUUUCAUUCUUAAAAAAUUUAAACAACAAUUUUGAAACGUUUGUAUUUCAAGGAAAAUUUUUAAUUUUCCUACAAAAAUUAACUAAUGAAUUUCCCGGAAAAUUUUAACACAGUUUAAGAUUAAGAGGAAAAUAAUUUGAUCUCGCGGGUUCAAGUUUUUCAAAUAUUCCGGAAAAUUUUCAUUGUAAAUUUUUAUAUUUUGCGGGAAAUUUUGAUUUCUAAAUUUUCCGGAAAAAUUGAACUUUCAUUCUUAAAAAAUUUAAACAAUAAUUUUGAAACGUUUGUAUUUCAAGGAAAAUUUUUAAUUUUCCUACAAAAAUUAACUAAUGAAUUUUCCGAAAAUUUUCACACAGUUUAAAAUUAAGAGGAAAAUCAUUUGAUCUCGCGGGUUCAAGUUUUUCAAAUAUUCCAGAAAAUUUUCAUUGUAAAUUUCACGGAAAAUUUUUAUAUUUUGCGGGAAAUUUUGAUUUCUAAAUUUUCCGGAAAAUUCGAACUUUCAUUCUUAAAAAAUUUAAACAACAAUUUUGAAACGUUUGUAUAUCAAGGAAAAUUUUUAAUUUUCCUACAAAAAUUAACUAAUGAAUUUCCCGGAAAAUUUUAACACAGUUUAAAAUUAAGAGGAAAAUUAUUUGAUCCCGCGGGUUCGAAUUUUUCAUGUUCAAAAAAGUUUUCAUUGUAAAUUUCACGGAAAAUGUCAGCGCAAAUUUCUAUAUUUGAAUGGAAAAUUUAAAUUUUCAAAUUUUUCCGCAAAAAAAAAAUUUUGUAAAAAGCAAAAAUUUAAAUUUCUCGUGAAUUCUCCACCAAUUAAAAAAUUUAUUAAGAAAAUUAUAAUUUAGCUAAAAUAUAAAAAAAAUUAUUUUUCGUCGCUUUUUUUUGAAAAUAAUUUUUUUUACGUUUUAUCUAUUUUUAAAAUUACACUUCAAUAAUAAUUUUGCUCAAAACUUUUUUGCUUCCACUAAAUUAAGUAUUUAACAAUUUUUUUGUAUAUGUUGUAAAUAUUUAUUAAGAAAUAUAUAAAAACUUU